Bombyx mandarina (wild silkworm) is the source of this 4675-nucleotide messenger RNA. It is a transcript of the gene dlg1, whose product is annotated as MAGUK family member discs large 1. Gene Ontology annotation, molecular function: protein kinase binding. Gene Ontology annotation, biological process: embryo development; chemical synaptic transmission; cell-cell adhesion. NCBI's taxonomy places the organism in Eukaryota, Metazoa, Arthropoda, Insecta, Lepidoptera, Bombycidae. Gene Ontology annotation, cellular component: neuron projection; basolateral plasma membrane; postsynaptic density membrane. The record is from RefSeq and is a predicted model, not a curated record.
CUUAUAUGCGGCUCUAUUUGUGCGCACAGUUUUCUGCCUUAUCCGCUAAUGUUUUUGUUGAGCGACAAUAUGUGCGAUAUAAAAAUUAUUCCAUAUGUGAUCAAAAUUGUUUAGAAUGCAUAGUGUCGUCGUGGUGUCGCUGUGAAUAUUAUUUUCGUUUAUUUACAUUCAAUUUCUAUAUUAGGUUUCUAAAAUAUCUACGUUAGGGGUGGUUCCGUGAUGCCAGUUCGUAAGCAAGAGGCGCAUCGAGCUCUAGAAUUACUUGAAGAUUAUCAUAGCAAGCUAAUAAAGCCACAAGACCGGCAGUUGAGGCUUGCUAUCGAAAGAGUCAUCAGAAUUUUUAAAUCAAGAUUAUUUCAAGCAUUACUCGAUAUCCAAGAGUUCUAUGAGCUCACUCUCCUCGAUGAUACGAAGUCGGUACAACAGAAAACUGCAGAAACAAUCCGUAUCGCUAACAAGUGGGAAUUGGACAGCAACAGACGAGAGAUAUCAACGGAUGAAAUUGAAUAUAGAUCGGUAUCAAAUGCAUUUCUACACGACAACAAUAAGAAGUCUGAAUCACGUAAUGAGACACCAGACUCGGGUAAGGUGCGUUCUGUCGUAUCACCAAGUGAUGAAGUUGAAGAAAAGAAAGCUCACGUCGCAUCAUCUGAAAUGAAGCAGAAUGAAAUAAAGUUACAGGUUAAUGGCAUAGAAGGUGGAGCAAAUGAAAGAACACAGGGUGAGGAUGGCUACAUUUACCUCUCGGUGGCACUGUCUCGAGCUGGUGGUGCUGGCUUGGGCUUCAGCAUUGCAGGAGGGUCUGACAAUCCCCAUGUGGCAGAUGACCCUCAUAUCUAUGUCACAAAGCUCAUACCUGGUGGUGCUGCUGCAGCCAGUCAGUUACUGAUUAAUGAUGCUAUUUUACAGGUGAAUGAUGUGAAUGUAGAAAAUGUGACACAUGCUGAAGCGGUUGAUGCACUGAAAAAGGCUGGUAGUACUGUGAGAUUGAAAGUGCGACGUCGAGCUAUAGAAGAUACCCUAAACGUGUCACAAGUGUCAAACAAAGAGGAAUCUGUGGAAAUAGAACUUAUAAAAGGUGGCUCUGGCUUGGGCUUCAGUAUAGCAGGCGGACUCGGUAACCAACACAUACCCGGUGACAACGGCAUUUACGUUACCAAAAUCAUGGCCGGCGGCGCUGCGCAUCAAGAUGGACGUUUAAGAGUUGGUGAUAAAUUGCUUAUGGUCAAAAACACUUCUAACGGAGAUGUCAAUUUGGAUAACGUGACACACGAGGAUGCCGUGGCCGCUCUAAAGGCAACAGGAGAACGCGUGUUGCUAGUUUUGGUACCAGGGCCGAGACACGGACAACCCUCGCCGCGCACUUCUCGAGCUAACACACCGUCGAGCGCAGCAAAUUCUCUCCGACGCGAAGACGCAACGGACGGCGGCGAGGAGGUACGCGUGGUGGAGCUGGAGAAAGGUCCCUCGGGCCUGGGGUUCAACAUCGUCGGUGGCGAAGACGGGCACGGCAUCUACGUUUCUUUCCUGUUGGCCGGCGGACCUGCGGAGAGGUCCGGCGCUCUACGGAGAGGAGACCGUCUGCUCGCAGUCAACGAUCUUGACAUAUCGCACGCCACACACGAACAGGCCGCCAAAGCCCUGAAGAGCACGGGUCAAAUUGUUAAAUUGACUGUUGUGUAUCGUCCACAAGAAUACAAUAAGUUUGAAGCACGAAUCAAUGAAUUGAAACAACAUCAUACGCUAUUACGGACAUCUCAAAAACGAUCCUUGUAUGUAAGAGCAUUAUUUGACUACGACCCCAUUCGAGACGAUGGUCUACCUUCGAGAGGAUUGCCGUUUCGAUAUGGCGAUAUAUUGCAUGUUACAAAUGCGUCCGAUGACGAAUGGUGGCAAGCCAGAAGGCUGGGUCAGGAUAAAGUGGACACCGAUGCUAUCGGUAUAAUUCCUUCGAAACGUCGAUGGGAAAGAAAACAGCGGGCACGCGAUCGACAAGUUAAAUUCCAGGGACAGGGUACACCGGUCAGUACGAGCCAAUCCACUCUGGAAAGGAAAAAGAAAACUUUAUCUUUCAGUAGAAAAUUCCCAUUCAUGAAGAGUCGAGAAGACGGCAAAUCUGAAGAUGGUUCCGAUCAAGAACCUUUCAUGCUUUGUUACACGCAGGAGGACGCUAACGCUGACGGAGAAAUCUUGUAUCGAGUGGAACUUCCCAUGAUGGAGGAGAUAACGCUCAUAUAUCUCGAGGACGAGAGUCAAGACGAGACGGUGUUGUCUUAUGAAACAGUUCAGCAGUUGACGAUCGCGUACACUCGGCCCGUGAUAAUAUUGGGCCCAUUGAAAGAUAGAAUAAACGACGACCUCAUUUCCGAGUUCCCUGACAAGUUUGGAAGCUGCGUGCCGCAUACGACACGGCCAAGACGCGACUACGAGGUGGACGGGCGGGACUACCACUUCGUGGCCAGCCGCGAGCAGAUGGAGCGCGACAUCCAGAAUCACCUGUUCAUCGAGGCCGGCCAGUACAACGACAAUCUGUACGGAACGUCCGUGGCAUCCGUGCGAGAAGUCGCCGAGAAGGGCAAGCAUUGCAUUUUGGACGUCAGCGGUAACGCAAUCAAGAGAUUGCAAGUAGCACAACUAUUCCCUAUUGCCAUAUUUAUCAAACCAAAGAGUGUAGAGUCUAUAAUGGAAAUGAACAAGAGAAUGACAGAAGAACAAGCGAAGAAAACUUAUGAACGUGCCCUUAAAAUGGAGCAAGAAUUCGCUGAAUAUUUUACUGCCGUGGUGACGGGCGACACGCCGGAAGAGAUAUACUCGAAGGUGAAGGCGGUGAUCGCGGCGGAGAGCGGCCCGUCCGUGUGGGUGCCGCGCCGCGAGCCCCUGUGAGCCCCCGUGAGCCCCGACCGACCGCCCGGUACACUUUACUACUUAUCAUAGUGCCUCGAGUAUCACUCGCCAUUGUUAGCACGCAAUGUGCGACUCCCUUGUUGUUUGUGCGUCCCUAGUGGUGUUGCCGGCGCUCUGCGAGUCGCAGUCGUCGGCCGCGUUUUAUAAUUAAUGACAACAGCUAGUUCACAUUAGUCGUUAGAAACAAGCGCCAUGGAAACGCGCAUAUUAAGAACCGAAAGGUCCGAAUUACGUAAUAGUACGCGCGUAGACGCACGCACCUCGGUAAGCGCGUUUUAUUGCUUUUAGCUACAGCUCGUACACAUUAGGCGUCUCGGAAUAAGAGUUUUAUGAGUCGGCUUUAAUUUACACACGCGAAGUGCUUUUCCGAACUUUGAAAAUGCAGUGAUCUGAUUUAUUGUUUAUUGAAAAAAAAAAAAAACGCUACAAGCUGUUUAAUGUCAGGCGAUUCCUCCUUAGUAAGGAUUUUUUUUGUAAUAUCGAUUGAAGCACCAAAAUUCUCUUGUCUCUGUUUCUAUCGUCUUUAAUAGUAACAGCAGAGAAGCCUCUCGAAAGAAAUCAGUCAACUUCCAGAUUGAGCCAAUACUCUUAGUGCAAGUAUGUCAAAUACUAAUGAUACAAACGCCUAAUGUGUACAAUCUCUAGGUUCACGUGAGAGACAAAUGCGUCAAUACGAUGCUAUGCGACGCGACACAGAGCCGUUUAUAUUUUAUGGACCGAGAUACGUUCACAAAGUGGUUUUGAAUAAUUGAUCUAAAUUGAUACAGUAUGAAAAAGCUGAGAUAAAUGUAAUACAAUAACAGCCUGUUGAAACGUUCAAACCAAAAUUGCAAACGUUUAUGGUCUUAUUAAUGACGAGUUACCGAAGCUUUAUAAGUAUAAAUAAUAGAAUUGACUAAGUCUUAUUCGUACGGUCUGAUUCAAUUUUAACAGUUUUCUUAUAACAAACAGGCUUGUAAAGGUACGCUAAGUCAUGAGUAAGAUGAUUAUUAUUUAGUUCAUAUAGAUAUUUUAGUACAAAGAUUAAAAACACUACUGCUUAAUUUCGCGUUUAUUUCCGUUAUUUCGAUAACUUCAUUUACAGUGUUCUGAUAGACAACUAACUAUUAGUCAUAUAAUAAAGACUAAAUUAAACCACAAGUAAUUCCAAUAAUGUAUAAAACACAUUAUAAUUUAAAUAUAUUAUGUGUGUCAACGUUUACAAUUUUUUAUACUGUAUAAGGUGCGGUCGAAUCAUUUUUUUUUUUCUAGAAACCACGCAUUAUACAAAACAAAAAUGCAGUGACAUCGCGUCUCUCAUAGUAGGUAUAGGCGCUUUGUGUCGCAUCGCGAACUGUCGUUCGCCUGGGAUGGUACGUGAGCUAAGAUGCCCGUUCUACAUCCCGGUCGUAUGAUUCAAAGGUGUUUUUGUAGAUUUUCAACACAUUUCCCGAUCUCACGGCUUCGUAGAAACUUCCCGACUUUUUCUAAUUAAUUGUUUCCGAUAAACGUGUAAAUUAUCACUUGUGCAUAAAAUUGUUGACCAAUCAUUCGUUAUCGACUAGCAGUUUUAGGAAACGAUCGUGCUUUAUUUGAUCGAGCGUAAUAUAUAUUUUAUUGACUAUGGCUAUUAUUCGAAUUCAAUGUUUGUAUCGAGUUUUAGAUUAUUGUAUAAUUUAUUUUAUUUGACAAAGUCUUAUAUAAAUGUGCUUCAAUUAACAAUGUAAAUUGUAUAUUAAUUAUUAAUUAUAAAACGUAUACUAAAUGUUAUUUUACUCAGGUUGCUAGAUAC